Mycetomoellerius zeteki is the source of this 1284-nucleotide messenger RNA. It is a transcript of the gene spn-F, whose product is annotated as C2H2-type zinc binding domain-containing protein spindle-F. The coding region runs from base 81 to 1139 and encodes 352 amino acids. Lineage: Eukaryota; Metazoa; Arthropoda; Insecta; Hymenoptera; Formicidae. The record is from RefSeq and is a predicted model, not a curated record. The transcript is spliced from 5 exons.
GAACGACACGGUCGCAGAGUGUGAAACGCUUGUCGCCUCAAUUCGAACGACAAAUUCUCCAUCGUCCGACGUGUUACACGAUGAACGUCGAGAACGUGGAGAACGAUACCUUUGGAUCGUACUGUGCGCUGUUGGUCGCCUUCAAGACCAUGAAGGAACGUUGCCAACAAUUGCAGACACGAUUGGCGACAGUAGAGGAAGAGAAUAUGUGUCUUAGGCUCGAAUGUGGCAGGGACGUUACUACAACUGUUGUCAAGGUUGACAAAAGUGACAAAUCUGCGCUGCAAACUCUACAGGAAAAGAUAGAGGAACUUACAAAACAAAAGUCCCAGCUGUCUCAUCACAUUUUCAUGGUAGCCGCGGAAAAUCGUCAAUUAUGGAAUAGGUUAACAAGAUUGACUAAAACUAAUAAAUCAUUAGGUAGCCAGUUAACAAAGAUCUCGGAUACACUUAAACAGCAUCCUGCUACACAGCCGUCUGACAUUAUUUCGUACAACUUUCACGAUGUGGCUAAUUUAGAUAAACAGGAUGCUAAGACGUAUUUACUAACUACAGAUGGUGAAAAAGAGCAAAGCCUGGAAGAAAUAUCUCUUCGAUUAAUAAAUAGUAUUAUGUUAGAAAAGUCAGAUCUCGAACAGCAAUGUGCAGAGAUGAUGGAGUUAAACAAUUCCGAAUUAAAUUUACAAAACGUUGGUUUCACAUAUCCAGAAGAUUCUGACACAGAUUCAUUAGAGCAACUGAAACAGCACGAAAUUCGAUUAUCUCAAACUAAGGAUGCCUUACUUGGGCAACAAACUAGAUUAAAGAGGGCCUUACAGAAUCUUAAAAAAAUGAGGAAAGGAAUGAUAUGUAAUAAUUGUCAAAAAAAUGCAAAUAAAAAGAUGUGCCAAACAGGUACACAAUUUGAUUCCGAUGAUAGUUUCAAAGAACAUCGAGCUACUCAGACUAGUCCCACAUCUCCGAGUCUUUCUAUGGAAAAAUGUCCUAAUCUGAACGAUAAUAUAGAUGUUGACAUCAAUACAUGCCCAUUGUGCGGAAUGGUUUACGAAAAGUCCAUACCAUUUGUGGAAUUCCAUGAACAUGUCUUAAGCCAUUUUGCCAAGGAAAUGUCUACAGAGGAUUUUGAACUUGUACAUUGAUUUCAGCAUCAAAAUUAGUGAUGAAUCAUUCACACGAAAUUAUUUUCAGAUUUCAACAUAUAUAAGGAAAUUUAUGGCGAUUGAGAAUACGAAAUAUUGAAAUAGACAAAAGAAGCUCAAUGUACAAUAGUAUAAUUUAUAUAAA